UUGGUGAUGGACAGGGAGGCCUGGCGUGCUGCGAUUCAUGGGGUCGCAAAGAGUCGGACACAACUGAGUGACUGAACUGAACUGAACUGAAGUUCAUUAGGAAAAGGGACCAAUUUUAUUUCUGAGACUUUGGACAAAUCAUGUUCUGAGCAUCAGCGAUUUCAUCUGUACAGGGAUGAUAAGAAUACCAGUUCUAUUUACCUCUACGUGGAUAAGAGGGUCAAACAAAAUAGCAUAAAAGCGAUUUUGCAAACUGUAAAGAAAACCACAGAUGUUUGUGGAGUCAAUGCUAGCGUAGCCGUUGUUUAGCGGCUUUGCUGUGAUGCGUCACUGGGUUAAGGAAAUAAACUCAUAUGGUACAAGACAACCUGGGCUGAGUCCAGAGCCCUCUGUUCUAGCUAAGAUAUUAACUAGUUUGAUGACUUGGUUGAGACACUUUGGGCCGAGAUCAGGUGCGUUCAGAGUGGUAUGGCUGUAGACAAGACACUUUGGGAGUCUGUUACCCCAUCUCUGCAAUGAGAAUGGAGUCUAGUACCAUGCAGAGCUCACAGAGAUGGGAAAGGAAAUGAGCUGGUGGACAAGGAGCCCUGUGCUUUGUAAAUCUGAAGUCUGGCUAUAGGAUGCCAGGGCAUCUCACACGUGGAGGUGCUGGGUGUUUGCUCGUCCCCUUCAAGCUCAUGUGUAGGAGCUGAGGGACCACUUUCAUCCUGGGGCCCUGCCCUCUGCCAGCCUUCUCCGAGGGGUGGAAUGUUCCACUGGGGAGCUUCCUGGGCAUGUUCUUUUCUCCUACAAACCUGAGAGCACAGAAGAUGCAUCUGGCUGGCUUCCUGCUCCUCUUUCUGGCUGGACGACUGGUCCUUUCUCAAGGUCAGCUGCAUCCCAAGCACUAUGGCCAGGGUCAUGCCCACCUCCCCCAUCAGGCUCCUGGCACAGGUGAGGGCUUCUCCAGCCUCAAGAUCAACCCAGGCAACACCACCUUUGCCCUCCGCUUCCACCACCUGUUGGCUUCCCAAGCCCCCGAGGGCAGUAUCUUCUCCCCUCUGAGCAUCUCCGGACUAGCUAUGCUGUCCCUGGAGGUCAGCUUGCACAGCAGGACUCAGAUCCUGGAGGGUCUGGGCUUCAACCUCACACAGGUAUCAGAAUUCGACAACCACCAAGGCUUCCAGAACCUUCUGCACACUCUCCACCUCCCAGGCAACAGGCUGGAGAUAUGCGUGGGCAACGCCUUGUUCCUGAGCCCUGAGCAACUGCUUCUUCUGAGAUUCCUCAAGGACUCCGCAACCUUCUGUGAGUCUAGACUCUUCUGCACCAACUUCAAAGACUCUGUGAGCAUGACCCAGCUAAUCAACCACCACCUUAGGGAAGAAACUCGGGGGAAGAUUGUGAAUUUGGUCAGCAAGCUCAGUGCCGAUACUAUGACGAUGCUGGUAAAUUACGUGUACUUCAAAGCUCUGCGGGAGAAACCACUCAUCCCUUCCUUGACCGCUCCCCACAACUUCUAUGUUGAUGAGGACCCCACAGUCAAGGUGCCUGUGAUGCCACAGGAUACCCAGCACCACUGGUAUCUUCACGACAGGUACUGCCCUGCUUGGUGCGUGACGGAUUGCCAAGGAAACACAACAACCCUCUUUAUCCUUCCUGACCAAGGGAAGAUGGAGCAGGUGGAAGCGGUUUUGACUCCCAAGAUGCUAACAAGAUGGAGCAACUUGCUCCGGAAGAGCCAUUUUUGCAGGAAGCUCAAGUUGUAUCUCCCCAAGUUCUCCAUUUCCAGCACCUAUAGAUUAGAUCGGAUUUUGCCCGAGCUGGGCAUCACAGACCUGUUCUUGCAGCGGGCUGACUUGUCUGGCAUCAUGUAAGAGCUAAACCUGCGGGUGUCCAAGAGUUUCCGCAAGGCCAUCCUGGAGGUGGGUGAAGUUGGCACCCAGGCUGCAGUGGCCCCCGGCAGUUUUGUCACCUUUUGCCCCCAGGACAAUUGCUAAGCCCUUUGGUUUAACCAGUUCUUCCUUGUGAUCUUUUCCACCAACGCCCAGAGCAUCUUCUUUCUGGGAAAAGUGGUCAACCCCACAAAACCAUAGCCCUCCCAGGGCUGGCUUGUCUGUUACAAGCAGGAGGACGUAGCCUGGAGGGUGAGGUGUGUGCAGCUCUGGGGUUGGAGUGGAGGAUGCAGAAGAUGCAGAGGAUCCGGGGAAGAAGUUGUUGGUGAAGGAUGCGGGUAGUAUCUGAAGGGUGUGGACUGGACACCCAGCUCCUCAGGGCUCUGUCACCCCAGACAGAUCAUCUAACCUCUUUGAGCAGGUCUACCUUGGAAAGUGGGAGAAAUGUCCACCACCACCCCCACCGCCCAGGGUAGUUAUACAGAUUAAACAAAAUGAUGGCUACGGGGAGCCUGGCUCAGCGCUUCCCAUAUAGUGGAUACUCAAUCAAUGCAUCCCUUUCCUAUCCCUCUGGGGUUUGCCUGUGGUCCCCUGGCACACCUGGUCCAGGACACAGUGGUGAGAUGUUCCAAAUUCCAGUAAGUUCACGAGGUGUGUGUGUGUGGUAGGCAGUCGUGGUGUGGGCAGCCAGUAGACAGGGCAGGUGCCAUUUCAGAGCCAGGGUUCAGAAGGCCUUGGCAGGGAGAGUGCCCACCAAGGCAUCUGCUACCGAGACUGGAGAUGGAGGCUCAGGGAGGCAAGCUGUCGCAGGGGAGCUCAGGCCCUGCCCCACCUGUGGUCACGGGGAUGUGGCCAGUAUCCCUCUCAGAGCAGAUUGCCAUGGCCACGGACUGAGCUUCACAAGAAGGAGAAGUGUGAGAUGUAGGAGUCUAGAGGCCUAUCUUCCCAUCCCUGCUGUGCCCUCGAGGUGCUCUGAGACUUUUGUGGUCCUUCCCACUCUGGACUUCAGUGUCCCAACAUUGGUAAUGUUAGCUGGCCCAGUAUUAAAAAGCAGAGACAUCACUUUGCUGACAAAGGUCCAUCUAGUUAAAGCUAUGGUUUUUCAGUUAUGGUUGGAUGUAAAAGUUGGACUAU
Messenger RNA from Bubalus bubalis (water buffalo), 3008 nucleotides. RefSeq names its product serpin family A member 4 (gene SERPINA4). Gene Ontology annotation, biological process: negative regulation of endopeptidase activity. The record is from RefSeq and is a predicted model, not a curated record. Lineage: Eukaryota; Metazoa; Chordata; Mammalia; Artiodactyla; Bovidae. Gene Ontology annotation, molecular function: serine-type endopeptidase inhibitor activity.